This is a messenger RNA of Haliotis rubra (blacklip abalone), 2861 nucleotides long. Its product is annotated as zinc finger protein 883-like. Gene Ontology annotation, molecular function: RNA polymerase II transcription regulatory region sequence-specific DNA binding; DNA-binding transcription factor activity, RNA polymerase II-specific. The record is from RefSeq and is a predicted model, not a curated record. The transcript is spliced from 2 exons. Gene Ontology annotation, biological process: regulation of transcription by RNA polymerase II. Gene Ontology annotation, cellular component: nucleus. Lineage: Eukaryota; Metazoa; Mollusca; Gastropoda; Lepetellida; Haliotidae. The coding region runs from base 157 to 1863 and encodes 568 amino acids.
AGCGCUCCGUACAUCGGUAUAUCGCGUCCCUACAAUUGAAUGUAUGUAUGUAGCACGCAAAGCCGGGAGGUUAUACACAAAGACGACUAUAUAGAAUGCAACAAAUCACAUCGUUAAUUGCUGAGAAGUGAACACCAUAACAUCCACAAGUUAAUAAUGGAAGAACAAGGCCAACCACAGAGCCCAGGCUCUGUCACUGAAACAAAUGUGAUCACGGACUGUGAGAGGGAACUGCUGGAAACAAGUGAUGUCAAGAAAGAACCUGAUACUGACAUGCUGGAAACAGAUGAUCCUAGGAGUGACUACUUCACUGACACACAUAGAGUCACUGACUUUGAGGAAGGAUUGCUGGAACAAGAGGAUCUCAAGGAAGAACCUGACUCAGAUAUAAACCCAGAAUGUGAGAGUGAUUUACUGGAAACAGAUGAUCUCAAGAAAGACUCUGUUGCUGACACAAGAAUACAGAAUGUCUAUGACACGACAUUGAUGGAUAAAGGCGAUCUCCCGGAACACUGUGUUACUGACACAGAUUGUGGGAGUAUAAACAAUGAUUUCACAGAACACUCUGUUACUGAGACAGAUUGUGGGAAUAUAACCACUGAAUAUGAGAGAGCAUUGCUUGAGACAGAUGAUCUCGGGAAACACUCUUUCACUGAUACGGGAAUAAACACUGACUGUGACACAACCCUGAUAGGGAAAAGCGAUCUCAAGAAACAUUCUGUUACUGACACUGGUGUUAACACUGACUAUGACACAGCAUUUAUGGAAACAGAAGAUUCCGCUGUUGAUGACACAGAUUGUGGGAAUCGUUCAAAGCAGGCCCAUAAGUGUGACGAGUGCGGGAAAACGUUCAUUCAGUCAGGCGACUUGAAAAGACACAUGCUUUCCCACAGUGGCAUCAAGCCAUAUCAGUGUGGGGAGUGUGGGAAAACAUUUACACAGUCGGGUGGCCUGCAUGCUCAUUUGAGGAUUCACAGUGGAAUCAAACCUUACAGGUGUGUUGAAUGUGGGAAAGAAUUUACGCAAUCUUGUAACCUUCAGUCACACAUGAGGAGUCACAGUGGCAUCAAGCCGUAUCAGUGUAACCAGUGUGAGAAAACUUUCACACGCUCAAGUCACCUGCAGGCCCAUCUGAGGAUUCACAGUGGAAUAAAGCCAUAUAUGUGUCGGGAAUGUGGGAGAACAUUUACUCAAUUAGGUGACAUGAAAAGGCACAUGCUUUGCCACAGUGGACUGAAGCCUUUUCAGUGUGGAGAGUGUGGGAAAACAUUUACACGCUCGAUUUACCUGCAGACGCACAUGCUUGGUCACAGUGGACUGAUCUCUCAUCAGUGUGACGUGUGUGACAAAACAUUUACAACAUCGUCAAACCUGAAAAUACAUAUGAGAUCGCACAGCGGAGUCCAAUCCUAUCAGUGUGGUGAGUGCGAGAAGAAAUUUACACGCUCAAGCCACCUUCAGGCGCACUUGAGGAUUCACAGUGGACUUAAGCCUUAUAAGUGUCAUGAGUGCGGGAAAACGUUCACUCAGCUGGGCGACAUGACCAGGCACAUGAUAUGUCACAGUGGAGUGAAACCAUAUCAGUGUGAGGAGUGUGGGAAAUCGUUUACCUUGAGAGGUAAUCUGAAGACACACAUGAGGAACCACAGUGGCAUCAAGCCUUUUAAAUGUGCUGAGUGUGGCAGAGAGUUUGCACAGUCAGGUACCCUGCAGUCCCACAUGAGGAGUCAUAGUGGAAUCAAGCCCUUUUCAUGUGAUGUUUGUGGGAAAGCAUUCACAACCUCAAGAAACAUGCAGCGACAUGUGCGGGGCCAUAGUGAAGUCAAGACAGCUUUGUUAGGUGAAACAUCAUCUGUGAAGUGAGUUUGAGAAUGCAUUUGCAACAGCCAAUCAUUUGCAGAUAAGUGGUUUGUGAUUCCAGAGUGAAGUCUCAUUUGAUUAGAGUGUUUGAGAGUACAUUUGCAACAGCCAAUCAGAUGUGGAGACACCUGCUUAAUUAAAGUGGAUGGACGCCUGAUCUUUAGGGGUAGAACGGUAUGCCCAUACUACAGUACGUAUUGCAGUACAAGGCCUUCAUUUCGGUCCGUUUUGGUUUGGUAUAUUAGAACUUAUUUCGGGGAAAAUAGCUGCUGUCUAGCAAAGAAAUGCACAGAUUUUGAGAAAAGGUUUCAAAAGGUUAAUAAAAUGACGGAACGAAAACCAAAAAAAUGCUGAAUCUUUGGAUUGCAUUACGGUAUAUUGAAUCGAAGGCAAAAUACUGCAGUUCUACUAAUACCGCGGUAUACCGUUUCACGCCUACUGUUCAUGGGGGAGUUUUGUGCAUCAGCCAAUCAACUGUGGAGGUGUGUGUUCCUUACAGUAUAGUGAAGUGUUGUGAUUGUGAGGAAAUAUUUCAAACAACCAGUCAAUUGCAAGAUGAUUGAAGUUUCAUUAGUAUAAUGAGCGUGAGAAAGUAUUUGCAACAGCAAGUCAAUUGCAGACACAUGGCUUUUCAAAGAGGUGCAAAGCUUUGUCCAAGAAGACUUUAGCUUUGUCACACUGGAGUAUAGAAACAUUGCAAAUGUCAGCCAUUUGCAUGGUGCAUCAAAAUGCAGAAAAUUUGUUCAUCCCAUGAAAUGAAACUCUAUUGUGAUUUUCCAGAAAACCCAAUACCAAUUGUAUUUAUGUCUGUGUAUUGCUUGCUUUGGCAUGUCAUUUGUUCUAGAAACAGCGUAAGGGCACAGAAGUACGGAGUCUGUAAUUGGACAGCUAGAACCUGUGACGUACAUGUAGUGAUCAUACAGAACCCAGUCUGGGGAGCGUUGUGUGUCUGUUUAGUUAAUGGUUUAUUUAUUCAUAAAAAUAAAUAAGCUUUUCUCAUC